AUGCCUGUCGCUGGUCUCCUCCUCUGGGCUUCGCUGCUCACUGGGGCCUGGCCAGCCGCCCCCAGCCAGGACUACCUCCCAGCCACGCCCCGGGUCCGGCUCUCAUAUAAAGAGCUUAAGGCCACAGGCACGGCCCACUUCUUCAACUUCCUUCUCAACACGACCGACUACCGGAUCCUGUUCAAGGACGAGGACCACGACCGCAUGUAUGUGGGCAGCAAGGACUACGUGCUGUCCCUGGACCUGCAUGACAUCAACCGUGAGCCCCUCAUUAUCCACUGGGCAGCCUCCCCACAGCGCAUUGAAGAGUGCGUGCUCUCGGGCAAGGAUGGCAAUGGUGAGUGCGGGAACUUCGUCAGGCUCAUCCAGCCCUGGAACCGAACACACCUGUACGUGUGUGGCACCGGCGCCUACAACCCCAUGUGCACCUACGUAAACCGUGGCCGCCGUGCCCAGGAUUACAUCUUCUACUUGGAGCCUGAGAAGCUCGAGUCAGGGAAGGGCAAGUGUCCCUACGACCCCAAGCUGGACACAGCCUCAGCCCUCAUCAACGAGGAGCUCUAUGCAGGCGUGUACAUCGACUUCAUGGGCACCGACGCAGCCAUCUUCCGCACCCUUGGCAAGCAGACGGCCAUGCGCACGGAUCAGUACAACUCUCGGUGGCUCAAUGACCCUUCAUUCAUCCACGCCGAGCUCAUCCCCGACAGCGCCGAGCGCAACGACGACAAGCUCUACUUCUUCUUCCGCGAGCGGUCCACAGAGGCGCCGCAGAGCCCUGCCGUGUACGCCCGCAUCGGGCGGAUCUGCCUGAAUGAUGACGGCGGCCACUGCUGCCUGGUGAACAAGUGGAGCACGUUCCUGAAGGCAAGGCUGGUCUGCUCCGUGCCGGGCGAGGAUGGCAUCGAGACCCACUUCGACGAGCUCCAGGAUGUGUUUGUCCAGCAGACCCAGGAUGUGAGGAACCCAGUCAUCUAUGCUGUCUUCACCUCCUCGGGCUCUGUAUUCCGAGGCUCUGCCGUGUGUGUCUACUCCAUGGCUGACAUCCGCAUGGUCUUCAACGGGCCCUUCGCCCACAAGGAGGGCCCCAACUACCAGUGGAUGCCUUUCUCAGGGAAGAUGCCCUACCCACGGCCCGGCACGUGCCCUGGCGGAACCUUCACACCGUCCAUGAAGUCCACCAAGGACUACCCUGAUGAAGUCAUCAACUUCAUGCGCAGCCACCCACUCAUGUACCAGGCCGUCUACCCGCUGCAGCGGCGGCCCCUGGUGGUCCGCACGGGCGCCCCCUACCGUCUCACCACUGUGGCCGUGGACCAGGUGGAUGCAGCCGACGGGCGUUAUGAGGUGCUUUUCCUGGGCACAGACCGCGGGACAGUGCAGAAAGUCAUCGUGCUGCCUAAGGACGACCAGGAGAUGGAGGAGCUCAUGCUGGAGGAGGUGGAGGUCUUCAAGGACCCAGCACCUGUUAAGACCAUGACCAUCUCUUCCAAGAGGCAACAACUGUACGUGGCCUCAGCUGUGGGCGUCACACACCUGAGCCUGCACCGCUGCCAGGCAUAUGGGGCCGCCUGUGCUGACUGCUGCCUCGCCCGGGACCCCUACUGUGCCUGGGAUGGCCAAGCCUGUUCCCGCUACACAGCGUCUUCUAAGAGGCGGAGCCGCCGGCAGGACGUCCGGCAUGGGAACCCCAUCAGGCAGUGCCGUGGGUUCAAUUCCAACGCCAAUAAGAACGCCGUGGAGUCCGUGCAGUACGGCGUGGCAGGGAGCGCAGCCUUCCUUGAGUGCCAGCCCCGCUCGCCCCAGGCUACCGUGAAGUGGCUGUUCCAGCGAGAUCCCAGUGACCGGCGCCGCGAGAUCCGCGCAGACGACCGCUUCCUCCGCACCGAACAGGGCUUACUGCUCCGCGCCCUGCAGCCUGGCGAUCGCGGCCUCUACUCCUGUACAGCCACCGAGAACAACUUCAAGCACGUCAUCACACGGGUGCAGCUGCACGUCCUGGGCCGGGACGCCGUCCAUGCGGCCCUCUUCCCACCGCCAGCUGCGAGCAUUCCACCGCCCCCGGGCGCCGGCCCCCCCACGCCCCCUUACCAAGAGCUGGCCCAGCUGCUGGCCCAGCCAGAAGUGGGCCUCAUCCACCAGUACUGCCAGGGAUACUGGCGCCACGUGCCCCCGAGUCCCAGGGAGGCCCCUGGGGCACCCAGGCCUCCUAAACCCCAGGACCAGAAAAAACCCCGGAACCGCCGCCACCACCCGCCGGACACAUGA
Rangifer tarandus platyrhynchus (Svalbard reindeer) is the source of this 2265-nucleotide messenger RNA. The record is from the annotation of a GenBank genome assembly. NCBI's taxonomy places the organism in Eukaryota, Metazoa, Chordata, Mammalia, Artiodactyla, Cervidae.